This is a messenger RNA of Bactrocera latifrons, 1263 nucleotides long. RefSeq lists its product as uncharacterized. The record is from RefSeq and is a predicted model, not a curated record. Lineage: Eukaryota; Metazoa; Arthropoda; Insecta; Diptera; Tephritidae. The coding region runs from base 262 to 1077 and encodes 271 amino acids. The transcript is spliced from 3 exons.
ACUUAUAAACAGUCUCUCGAAUCUCAGAAUAUCUCGAAUUGCAUUUUGAUUUAAAUGUCUUUGGGAUUCUCAAACCAACAAUAAUAUUAGCAGAACCACGAGAUGCCUUAAGGCCCAUCCUAAUAUGCAAACGUACGAACAAUUAUAUAGCGUGCUUGAGCACAUUUCAUAUUCCAAUAUUUGUGGAAAUCUAUGCAGAGUAAUUAUUUAGUUGGGUGACGGUAUUUGCACAGUAAGGACCAACGAACGCUCAUAUUGAUCAUGUCUGCGGAAGUUUUCUUUACAUCAAUGCUUUGUUUUAUGUCAACAUACGAUAGUAAUUUGAAUAAUAUGCAGAUAAAUUCAACACCUUUGCAGAGCGUGGGGCCAAGCUGUACAAAUGAGGCGCAGAGUUUCAAUAAAAAAGUCGGUCAAUUGCUCGAUCUGCAAAAGGCAAAUGAUAACUUGUUCAAACAGCUAGAAGGUGACAUGGCGAAUUUAAGAAAUUAUAUUGGUAUGAGCCCAAACUUAAGGAACGUACGCAGUAAACGGGAGACUAUUGGCACAAUUGAUAUAUUAACCCAUACGCAAUUUGCCUGUAAAAUUCCACCCAUAAUUAGUAUGCAAAUCAACAAUGCUAAACUUAUACCAAACAUAGUGCAAUGUGAGAGUACUAAAUAUGGAGAUGGCUGGAUACUCUUUGCCGCUUUAGAUGCACAUCAUGGAAAUUUCAAUGAAAAGAGUACAAAUGAAUUUAUUAAUGGCUUUGGUGGUCUCACGAACGGUCAGAUAGUGACGGAGUACUUCGUCGGCUUAAAGCGUUUGCAUGAAAUAACGACAGAAGGUGGAGAGCAUGAAUUAUUGAUUAUGAUACGCAAUGUCGAUUAUUGGGAAAAAACUCACAUACAUUAUAUGCAGUAUAAAAGAUUCAGCGUGGCUGGUGCAGAUAACGACUACAGGUUAAAAUCACUUGGUGGAUACGUUGGUGACAUUAAUGACCCACUUCAAGCGUUCCUAGAAGAGCCAUUUUCACUCACUCUACUGAGAAUGGAACGGCUGGGCGCAGUAACAAUGUUUGUGAGGUCUGUGAACGUAUAAUUGAAUUAAUCUCAGCGCAGUGUGUACAACAACAUUUCACCAUAAAUACACCAAACAUACAUACAUUCUAAAUUAAAAAUUCCACUCAAUUUAUGAAAAUAAUUUAUUUUAGAUAUAACUUUAGGCUACAAAAUGUGGAAUAACUUCUGGAAACAAAUGAUAAUUACAGAUUAAUUGUGAUGAAAA